AUGGGCUUCCCUGGCUCUGUCCGGCUGGACAGCAUCUACGAGCUGCUGUCAAGCUUACUACCGGUUUUCUCCUGGAAGACGUUGGCGUUGGUGCUGGCGCUCAUCAAUUUGAAAAACCUCCCUUUUGUCUGGCAUUUACGUAUCUUGCACCACCUCGUCUCGAAUAUCCGCUGGAAGCCUGAGUACCCCCAUUUUCCUAAAGGACACCCCAUCGUCAGCCAUACCGGCAAACCCACUCACCCAGUCUUCGUUCCCUAUGGCAUUACCUCUCGCGCUCCGAUUCUAGAGACCGACUACAACUUCCACAAGUCCAACAGCACCUACUUCUCUGACCUGGACGUCGCGCGAACCGCACUCGCUACCCGUCUCUACUCCCCGGGAUCCUCUAUUGUGAGUAAGGAGCUGGACGCAGAGUUUCUUGCCGCAAGUCGUAGGGAAGGGAAGCCGGCACCCCCUCGCAAGUCCAUAUACAUCGCCCUGGGCUCCGUGUACUGCGCCUUCAAACGCGAAAUCAAGCCUUUCGAGCGAUAUGAGAUCGAGUCCAAACUCAUCGCCUGGGACCAGAAAUGGAUGUACAUUCUUACCUUUUUCUUGCGUCCCGCACCGCGCAAGGGUGGCAAGCGUACCCUCUUCGCUACGGCGCUGAGUAAAUACGUGAUCAAGAAAGGUCGGCUUACGGUGCCGCCGGAGCGGGUCAUGCGCGCCAGUGGCUUCCUCCCGCCGCGUCCGGAGGGCUCCGAUGCGGCGACGUCGACGGAGAUGCCUGGAACUUCGGGGGCGGGAACCCCAGCGAGCGAGGGUAUCACAGCCAUGGCGUCCGUGGAUGGAUCGUUGGUGCGGGAGGUGCUGAAGCUCGAGGACGAGUCAACGGCACGAGAUACACUGGAGGCGGAACGGAAGGCCAAUGCCGACUCGUGGGACGCAACAGAGUGGCCUUGGGAACGGAUUGAGCAGGAGAGACUGCGUGGGCUGAAGGUGGUGGAGGGGUAUGCGAGCAUGGAUGCGAUACUCCUUGAUGAAUGGGAGCAGUGA
Molecule: messenger RNA, 1032 nt
Organism: Aspergillus tanneri
Lineage: Eukaryota; Fungi; Ascomycota; Eurotiomycetes; Eurotiales; Aspergillaceae
Product: acyl-CoA thioesterase
Exons: 2
Coding region: 1-1032 (343 amino acids)
Source: RefSeq, a predicted model, not a curated record